Messenger RNA from Mesocestoides corti, 297 nucleotides. The record is from the annotation of a GenBank genome assembly. Lineage: Eukaryota; Metazoa; Platyhelminthes; Cestoda; Cyclophyllidea; Mesocestoididae.
AUGUCAGUAAGGAAUAAUAAUCAAGCCAGCAAAGGAGACUGUGUCAUUCACAUCCGCAUUCAGCAGCGUAAUGGUCGAAAAACCCUGACCACUGUCCAAGGAAUACCGGACAAAUUUGACAAAAAGUGCAUUCUGAAGGUAUGCAAGAAGGAUUUUGCUUGUAACGGCAAUGUUGUGCAACAUGAACAGUAUGGUGAAGUUCUCCAGCUUCAGGGUGAUCAACGCGAGAAUAUCGCCGGGUUUCUCAAAAAAUAUCUGUCAGUUACUAGUGAUCAGAUUAAAAUUCAUGGUUUUUAA